CAUGACUUUGGAAUGUAGAACCUCAAGCUGCCAUUAUGGAUUUGGAGCGCCUAGCUAAUUACCCGGCGAGGAGGGUUAUCGUAGGGAUAUAAUUACAUUCUUCUUGCUUACUUAAUUAUAUUCCGGCUGUUCAAAGUCCGUUCACGUGCGCACAUAUAUUGGACGUGGCGCAUACUUAUUAAAACAGCAUCACUUUCAGUGCAUCCGAGCAGAACAGAUUCAUCGUACUCAUAUUUUAGCAUUUGGAUAAUUUCAGCUAUGGCGCCGAGUCUCGAAGUCGAUCGCCAGCCAGAUAUUCACCAUCUCGGCAUCGAUACACCGCCCUACUCCGAUACCCCAGAAAGUUUUAAACCUACCAACGCGAGCUAUGUUAUUAGAGAAGAGCCGAUUCGUACGCGGAGACCUUUGCGGGUGGUGUGUAUGGGUGCUGGGUACAGUGGUUUGAUGAUGGCGAUUGUGAUAUCGAAGCAAUUGCAAGAUAGUAAUUUGGAAUUUGUCAUCUAUGAGAGAAACAAAGAUCUCGGAGGGACUUGGCUGGAAAACAGGUAUCCCGGAUGCCAAUGCGACAUUCCAGCCCACAAUUACGCUUACAGCUUUGAGCAAAACCCCGAAUGGCCGAACUACUACGCCACUUCGGUUCAAAUUCACGAUUAUUUGAAGAAGACAUCGACGAAAUACAACACUGACCGAUAUAUGAACUUCGACCAUGAGAUCCAGUCCGCAGUUUGGAAUGAAUUAGACGGGAAAUGGAAUAUUACAAUCCAGAACGGAAGUCGUACUAUUGAGGACAAGUGUGAUGUUUUCAUAAAUGCGGGCGGCGUUCUGAACGCCUGGAAGUAUCCUAACAUUGAUGGUAUCGAGCUAUUUAAGGGAAAGCUCCUUCAUUCAGCAAGUUGGGACGAAGCGUACGACUUCCAAGACAAGAAAGUAGCUGUAAUUGGGAUUGGCUCGUCUGGAAUUCAAAUAGUGCCAAAACUCGCGCCAGUGGCGAGCCAUCUAACAUCUUUUGUGAGAUCAAAGACGUGGAUCUCACCAGGGCCUGGGAUCAAUGAGCCGACAGAAAAUGACCCAGACACUGAUGAUCAGCAUAAUUAUGCCCCCCACGUGCUUCAAAAAUUCAAAGACGACCCAGAAUACCUUCUUCAACAUCGCCGUGAUGUAAUGGAUCGGAGGAUAGACAAUUUUAAAAGAGCCCACAGCGCUUCAGAGGCACAAAAGAAGGCACAACAGCUUUUUACGAAGACUAUGACAGAGCGGCUUGGAAGCAGUGAGAAGGGAAAGAAGCUUGCAGAAAUGCUUAUUCCUGAAUUUCCUGUUGGUUGUCGCAGACAAACCCCUGGCCCGAACUUUCUGGAAACGUUGAUCCAGCCAAACGUCGAAACGAGAUGGGAUGAUAUUGCGAAAAUAACCAAAAAGGGAAUUUUGACCAAGAGUGGAGAAGAAUUAGAGUUUGAUGCAAUAGUUUGUGCUACUGGUUUUGAUACGUCUUUCCAGCCUAGAUUUCCCAUUAUUGGGAAAGAUGGAGCGAGUCUCGGUGCGCAGUGGAACGAUACUCCGGAAGCAUAUUUCGGCAUAACUGUUCCCAACUUCCCCAAUUAUUUUUGUUUUAUUGGGCCUAAUUUCCCAAUCUCAAACGGCUCACUUGUUCUCGGCGUGCAAGCAGUCAGCAGCUACAUUUACAACUGCAUCAACAAGCUUCAGACUGAGAAUGUCCGUUCAAUGGAAGUCAUGACAGAAGCAUGUAAUGAUUACAACGAACAUCUUCAAACCUACCUCCAGCGAACAGUCUGGGUAGAAAAUUGUCGAAGCUGGUAUAAACGAGGAACAACAGAUGGGAAGGUUGUGGCAAUCUAUGGAGGCACAACCUUCCAUUAUACUGAAGCCAUUCGCCAACCACGUUGGGAAGAUUACCGAUUCAAAUUAAUACCAUCUGAAAAUGGCAACAUAAAUCGGUUUGCAUACCUUGGAAAUGGAUAUACGAAGAGAGAGACACGGAAAGGAACGAUUGGGGAUACACAGACCCUGGGGUUUGAAGACUAUUGGAAAUUGAUGACUUUGCCGAAUAUAUAUGAAUGAUUUCAAUUUUUAGAUAGCCUGUAGGUCUAUAUAGGUAAAAUUUAUUGUUAUUUAAGAUC
Molecule: messenger RNA, 2135 nt
Organism: Pseudogymnoascus verrucosus
Lineage: Eukaryota; Fungi; Ascomycota; Leotiomycetes; Thelebolales; Thelebolaceae
Exons: 5
Coding region: 259-2076 (605 amino acids)
Molecular function (GO): N,N-dimethylaniline monooxygenase activity; flavin adenine dinucleotide binding; NADP binding
Source: RefSeq, a predicted model, not a curated record